This is a messenger RNA of Mugil cephalus (flathead mullet), 3031 nucleotides long. Its product is annotated as NLR family CARD domain-containing protein 3-like. Gene Ontology annotation, molecular function: protein binding. The record is from RefSeq and is a predicted model, not a curated record. The coding region runs from base 1 to 2637 and encodes 878 amino acids. NCBI's taxonomy places the organism in Eukaryota, Metazoa, Chordata, Actinopteri, Mugiliformes, Mugilidae. The transcript has 8 exons. Gene Ontology annotation, biological process: regulation of apoptotic process.
AUGGAAUCACAAAACAGCAACUGUUUGUAUCAAGAAGUUGGUUGCCGCCAUGAGGAGUUUGUGAAAAGGAUGUCGAUAGAAGUCCUUACACAGCUCCUGGAGGCCCUCGUAACAGACAGUGUCUUGACUGAUUUGGAGAAAGAAGCGAUAUCUGAGAAGAACUCAGUCAGAGCAGACAGGGUACGCCACUUCAUUGACACUGUAAAGAGAAAGGGAGAGGAGGCCUGCAGGAAGUUGAUCCAGCAUCUUCAGUCCAUAGAUCCUGCUCUUUCCCAUCACCUGGGUUUGCCCUCUGUUCAAACUGCUCAGAAAGAUGCUCAUGAUGAGUGUCGACGUAAACUUAAAUCUGCUCUGAAGGAGAAGUUCCAGUCUGUGUUUGAGGGGAUUGCUAAAGCUGGAAAAUCAACCCUUCUGAAUGAGAUCUACACAGAGCUCUACAUCACAGAUGGAGGGACUGCAGAGGUCAAUGAUGAACAUGAGGUCAGACAGAUUGAAACAGCAUCCAGGAAACCACACAGACCAGAAACAACCAUCAGGUGUGAAGACCUCUUUAAAGCCUCACCUGGAAGACAUAAACCAAUCAGAAGACUGAUGACAAAGGGAGUGGCUGGCAUUGGAAAAACAGUUUUAACACAGAAGUUCACUCUGGACUGGGCUGAAGACAAAGCCAACCAGGACAUCCUCUUCAUAUUUCCAUUGACUUUCAGAGAGCUGAAUGUGGUGAAAGAGGAAAAGUUCAGUUUGGUGGAACUUGUUCAUCACUUCUUCACUGAAACCAAAGAAGCAGGAAUCUACAGCUUUGAAGAGUUCCAGGUUGUGUUCAUCUUUGACGGUCUGGAUGAGUGUCGGCCUCCUCUGGACUUCCGCAAAACUAGGAUCCUGACUGAUGUUACAGAGUUCACCUCAGUGGAUGUGCUCCUGACAAACCUCAUCAGGGGGAAACUGCUUCCCUCUGCUCGACUCUGGUUAACCACACGACCUGCAGCAGUCAAUCAGAUCCUUUGCAACUCCGUUGACAUGGUGACAGAGGUCAGAGGGUUCACUGACCCCCAGAAGGAGGAGUACUUCAGGAAGAGGUUCAGAGAUGAGGAGCAGGCCAGCAGGAUCAUCUCCCACAUCAAGACAUCACGAAGCCUCCACAUCAUGUGUCACAUCCCAGUCUUCUGCUGGAUCACUGCUACAGUUCUGGAGGAUGUGUUGGAAACCAGAGAGGGAGGAGAGCUGCCCAAGACCCUGACUGAGAUGUAUAUCCACUUCCUGGUGGUUCAGGCCAAAGUCAAGAAGGUCAAGUAUGAUGAAGGAGAUGAAACAGAUCCACACUGGAGUCCAGAGAACAGGAAGAUGAUUGAGUCUCUGGGAAAACUGUCUUUUGAUCAGCUGCUGAAAGGAAACCUGAUCUUCUAUGAAUCAGACCUGACAGAGUGUGGCAUCGAUAUCAGAGCAGCCUCACUGUACUCAGGAGUGUUCACACAGAUCUUUAAAGAGGAGAAAGGCCUGUACCAGAACAAGGUGUUCUGCUUCGUCCAUCUGAGUGUUCAGGAGUUUUUGGCUGCUGUCUACAUGAUCCACUGUUACACCAACAGGAAGACAGAGGUGCUGGAAAAUGUCCUGGAAAGAAACUGUAAUGACUCAACUCUGGAUGUCUUCCUGAACAGAGUCAUGGAGAAAUCCCUGCAGAGUACAAAUGGUCACCUGGACCUGAUGGUUCGCUUCCUUCAUGGUGUCUGUCUGCAGUCCAACCAGAGACUGUUAAGAGGUCUGCUGGGUCAGACAGAGAUCAGUCCAGGAAUCAUCCAGAGAGCCAUCAACAACCUGAAGGAGAUGAACUUGUUCAACAUUUCUCCUGACCGAAACAUCAACAUCUUCCACUGUCUGAUGGAGAUGAACCACCUCUCAGUUCAUCAGGAGAUCCAAGAGUUCCUGAAGUCAAAGAACAAAUCAGAGAAGGAACUCUCUGUGAUCCACUGCUCAGCUCUGGCCUACAUGCUGCAGAUGUCAGAGGAGGUUCUGGAUGAGUUGGACCUGAAGAAGUUCUACACAUCAUGGGAGGGACGACGGAGACUGAUUCCAGCUGUGAGGAACUGCAGAAAGGCUCAAUUAUCUGACUGUGAACUCUCUGAGAGUCACUAUGAAGUUGUGGCCUCAGCUCUGAAGUCCAACCCCUCCCAUCUGACAGAGUUGGACCUGAGUUACAACAGCAAACUGCAGGAUUCAGGAGUGAAGCAGCUGUGUGUUGGACUGAAGAGUCCAAACUGUAGACUGGAGACUCUGAGAUUGAGGCACUGCUGUUUAUCAGAGAUCAGCUGUGAUUCUCUGGUCUCAGCUCUGAAGUCCAACCCCUCCCAUCUGAAACAUCUGGACCUGAGUGAAAACAACCUGGAGGAUUCGGGAGUGAAACAUCUGUGUGGUUUUCUGGAGAGUCCAGACUGUAGACUGGAGACUCUGAGAUUGAGUUUCUGCAGUUUGUCAAAGACCAGCUGUGAUUCUCUGGUCUCCGCUCUGAAGUCCAACCCCUCCCAUCUGAAACAUCUGGACCUGAGUGAAAACAACCUGCAGGAUUCAGAUGUGAAGCAGCUUCUUGAUCUUGUAAAGAGUCCAGACUGUAGACUGGAGACUCUGAGGUGGGAGUCAAGGUAAACAGGACUGUAUGUGUGCUGAGAGAGGAUGAGCUGAGUCCUGAUGAUCCAGAAGUUAAAUCAGAAGCAGCCUGUGUUUAGUGACACUCUGACUGGACCAUGUUACUGGGAGGUGGAGUCAAGAGGAGAGCUUCAUCCACAUGUUUUUCAUUUAAAAUCAUCAACAGAGCUGCAAUCAAUCUCUUCUAACAGUAGCAACAAAUAAAGUCCAGUUACUCUUGAAUUAUUCAGACACAUUGAGAACAAGAUAUUCUAUGUAGAUGUAAAAUUUCUCGCAUAAAUAAUCCUGUUGUUUCUUGCUGUUUGUGUAUAGAUUUGUCCCAUCUAUAUUGUAAUUUGUUUCACGUGGUUGUCAUUUGGUUGUAAAGUAAAAUCUCUCCUGGUUGUAUUUUUUA